GGCUUGCAUGUGUCUGGGUGGUCCAGAAGCCUGAGCGGUUAUGCCGCAGACUUUCUCUCCCUGAUUUGACCACCUUGUGUGUCUCACUCCAGGACCCCCUCGCGCGCCUUUUGCACGUCUCUCCCUUGCUGCAAGAUGGUAAUCAUCAUGUCGUUGGAAUGGUGGCGGCACGUCCUCAGUUCCUCGUGUCACUCCACCGUUCACUCGGCUGGAUAAUACAUAUCUGUUGCAACCUCUCGGAGGAGUGACAUAUAUUCGCUGCUCUUAGUACCUGGUAGCAGAAGAAUGUCCCUGGCCUCCUUUUUCUCGCUCAUCGCCCCUCUCUUCCUCUGCCGCUGCCACCCCGCCUCCUCUCUAAGUGUUCACACAUACACACAGAUACCAGUUUCCCGGUUCGAACAACUUGUCGCGGCCAAUAAAUCUCCUCAUCCUUCUCCGCACCAAUGAAAAUUCCUGCCGUCCAUCUCCUGGAAGCAUAGCCCUGCCCUCCACCACCUCUUCCCAUAAUACAAAGGCCCCGACCCCCAGUGAGAUGGGUAGUCUCUCUUUAUCUUUCUCGCGAAAUACACAAGAGCCUGUUCGGAACAUAUGUUCGGAACACAUGAUGAGCGGUCCACAGAACUCCCACAGAAGUCACAUCAAAACGCCGACCCAUGUCCAACGUCCUGCCACCGUGCGUGUACCCUUCAUCGUAUUCCCGAUACGCUUUGUAUCUCUUGACCAGCGCCCAACCGACCAGGAAAAGGAGCCAGGCUGGCUAGUAAUCGCCAUGAAUCCGUAAAAGCACUCUUGAAAACGCCAAGUCCAACCAGCCGCCCUUGUCUUCCCUUCCAAUAUAUGUAUAUAUAACAUGCAUGCAUCCAAAUCGUGUGCUGUGAUCGCAAUACCAUGAUGAAUCAAAAUGCCGGGUAUCGUGUAUUUUCCAGCCGCCGCACAC
Molecule: messenger RNA, 937 nt
Organism: Cryphonectria parasitica EP155
Lineage: Eukaryota; Fungi; Ascomycota; Sordariomycetes; Diaporthales; Cryphonectriaceae
Exons: 1
Coding region: 533-781 (82 amino acids)
Source: RefSeq, a predicted model, not a curated record